Messenger RNA from Lactuca saligna, 2064 nucleotides. The record is from the annotation of a GenBank genome assembly. Lineage: Eukaryota; Viridiplantae; Streptophyta; Magnoliopsida; Asterales; Asteraceae.
AUGGCAUCGACCCCUUCUGUGCCGCCGGCAUUUGGGUUGCGGCUGCGGAAGUCGGAUGUGGAUUUCCGCCCAACGGCGCUUCUCCGUCGGAGGGUUUUGAUUCGCGGCAGCGAUUGUAGAAUUUUAUACUGCUGUUCCGGCAAGGUAGUGCCGAUCCGGAGAAUUGCUAAUGGGUCGGGUCGUAAAGGUGGGAGUAAUGCCGAGGAAUGGCCGAUUGAGUUGAAGAAGAAGAGCCACAAAGUCCGAGUACAAGCUGCUCCCGCAUUACCCUUUGCAUCAUCACAAUCUCUGAAUCCUUCAAGACAAGAGAAGUUCUUUCCACGCUGCACCACAAGAAAUUCCGGGCCUCAAUCUCGUGACACUCCACCAAAAAGAGACACUGGUAUUGCAAACGAGAAGGAUUGGGGCAUCAGUUUGAGUGAACAUGUGAAUGAAUCUGGAACCAAUGUGGAUGGUAGUUCAUGGUACAGAGAAAGCGGAGAAGACUUGGGUGAAAAUGGAUUCAGAUGUAGAUGGACAAAGAUGGGUGGUAAAAGUGACGAUGGCUCUUCAGAAUGGAAAGAAACGUGGUGGGAGAAAAGUGAUUGGAGCGGAUACAAAGAACUAGGUGUUGAGAAAUCCGGAAGAAAUUCUCAAGGGGAUUCAUGGUGGGAAACAUGGCGAGAAGCUCUUCACCAAGACGAAUGGAGUAAUUUAGCAAGGAUUGAAAGAAGUGCACAAAAGCAAGCAAAAUCAGGCAUAGAAAACGCGGGUUGGUAUGAGAAUUGGUGGGAGAAAUAUGAUGCCAAGGGUUGGACUGAAAAAGGAGCACAUAAAUAUGGUAGACUAAAUGAACAAUCAUGGUGGGAGAAAUGGGGAGAACAUUAUGAUGGAAGAGGAUCUGUUUUAAAAUGGACUGAUAAAUGGGCUGAAACUGAACUUGGAACGAAAUGGGGAGACAAAUGGGAGGAGAAAUUUUUUGCGGGUAUCGGCUCUCGUCAAGGAGAAACAUGGCAUGUAUCCCCUGCUGGUGAACGUUGGUCAAGGACAUGGGGGGAAGAACACUUGGGAAACGGCAGAAAGGUGCACAAGUAUGGGAAAAGCACAACGGGUGAAAGUUGGGAUAUUGUUGUAGAUGAGGAAACUUAUUACGAGGGGGAACCACAUUAUGGAUGGGCUGAUGUUGUUGGUGAUUCAAGUCAACUGUUAUCGAUCCAACCACAAGAGAAACCACCGGGUCAGGGUGUGUACCCGUAUCUUGAUUUUGGUUCUUCUUCAUUAUCACCUCCUAAAGAUGACCCUUCUUCACCUUCAUCACCACCUUGACAGUGAUUCAAACCUCAUGUUGACUUUUUUGUUUCAUUAUUUUCAUUUUUGGUGUUAGAUUUGUUGCCCAAUUGUAUUUCUUCUUUCAUAGACAUAUUGUUCAUUCAUUUGAUAUUGGUUGGGUAGUUUAGGUAUUUUAUGUUUAAGCCUUUUUGCAACUAAGAGUAAUGCAUGGAUCAUGCCCACAAAGAUUGGUCCGGGAGAAGUUUGAUGAUCUUACGCAUAACCGGACCCUUAAUGGGCCUUAGCUGGUUUAUAAUCGGGUUUUGGGCCUACACAUUCCAAUAAGUGUAUCUUGAGUUCAUGGACCUGUGCCUUAACCGGGCCUGGUUGUAAAAAGGUACAACCCGUGUUACCGCUCUUUAUUUAACCGGUUCUAGACUUCUAGUCUUCUAGACCUUGCCUAUUUUAAACGAAUUUAACUUUUUCAUCUUUUAUAAAAUGUAAAAAUUGAAAAAAGUAGAUAUUUAACCAAACCCUUGAUGGGGACUUAGUAGCCAACCCAUUUUAGUGGAACUUUAGCCGAAAUGCAUUUUGAAAAAUGUGACAUGUAAUUGGUCGAGUCUGGUCCAAAAUAAGUUAUUAUGUUUUUGUUACGAUCUCUUAUACUUGAAACUUUAAGCAUUCAUAAUGGGAGUUGAAUAAGAUUCAAUAAAAUAAAAUUAAAUAAAAAAUAAAAAAGAGACGGUUGACUUUAUUGUAUUGAAACAAUCAAGAGACAUUUUAGUGUAAAAUUUUGGCUUUAAAAGAUGAAAGAUG